Diabrotica virgifera virgifera (western corn rootworm) is the source of this 701-nucleotide messenger RNA. RefSeq names its product mitochondrial pyruvate carrier 2. The record is from RefSeq and is a predicted model, not a curated record. The transcript is spliced from 4 exons. Gene Ontology annotation, biological process: pyruvate import into mitochondria. Gene Ontology annotation, molecular function: pyruvate transmembrane transporter activity. NCBI's taxonomy places the organism in Eukaryota, Metazoa, Arthropoda, Insecta, Coleoptera, Chrysomelidae. Gene Ontology annotation, cellular component: mitochondrial inner membrane. The coding region runs from base 160 to 510 and encodes 116 amino acids.
UCCGUGUCUACCCUUGACAUGUCUCUGCGUGGAGAAUUAAUAGUUGCUAUAUUCACACUAGUUGCCAGGAUUUGAUUAGAUGAUAGAGGAAAAAUACUACAGAUAACCUUGUAAAAUUACUUUAUUUUGUAGUUAAUUUUAUUUUUCUAAUCGUGAAUAAUGUCUGCCAUUUAUCAUAAAACAAUGUCUGCAUUAGAUAAAGUAGUGCCACCAAAAUUACAACCGUUAUGGAUGCAUCCUGCAGGACCAAAAACUGUAUUUUUCUGGGCACCAGUAUUUAAAUGGGGUUUAGUCAUAGCUGGCAUAGCUGACUUGCAGAGACCUGCUGACACAAUUAGUCCAGCUCAAUGUGGAGCUCUUCUUGCUACAGGAGCUAUAUGGUCUAGGUAUUCUUUGGUGAUUAUACCCAAAAACUAUUCCUUGUUUAGUGUUAAUAUAUUUGUAGCAAUGACUCAAUGCUAUCAAAUGUAUAGAGCUGUGAGCUAUCAGCAAAAACAUAAAUUUUCCUAACUGUGAUUAGAGAUCUGUAGAACAAAUUGUAAAUAUUCUUUUAUUGUUUGAGAAUAUAUAUUAUAGAAUGUAAAAAAUAUAAAAUUUAUUAUAUUUAAUAUUAUUUAAAACAAAUUUUAUUAUAUUUAAUAUUGUUGGAAAUUAUCUCAGGUUGUAUCCACUUUAGUUUAAUAAAGUAUAAUUAAAGUGAA